UUGAAACUUAUUUUCUCAAUACUACAAGACACUUGUGGAAAAGAUGAAGUUUAUAAUGAUUGCGGAUCUGCAUGUCCCGAAACUUGUGCCAACUUGGGAAAAAAUCAAGUCUGUACUUUACAAUGCGUCGAAGGUUGUUUCUGUAAAGAAGGACUAGUUAGAAAUGACAGCGGUAAAUGUAUUAACCCAAAUGAAUGUCCAAAAAAAGAAUGCAAUGUGAAUUGCUCAAAAAAACACUGUCCACAAAUAAGAUGCAGGACAGGUUACAAGCUUGUAAAACCGAAAUGCGGCUGCUGUGAAGAGUGUCAAAAAAUUAAAGAUACUUGUGGAAAAGAUGAAGUUUAUAAUGAUUGCGGAUCUGCAUGUCCCGAAACUUGUGCCAACUUGGGAAAAAAUCAAGUCUGUACUUUACAAUGCGUCGAAGGUUGUUUCUGUAAAGAAGGAUUAGUUAGAAAUGACAGCGGUAAAUGUGUUAACCCAAAUCAAUGUCCAAAAAAAGAAUGCAAUGUGAAUUGCUCAAAAAAACACUGUCCACAAAUAAGAUGCAGGACAGGUUACAAGCUUGUAAAACCGAAAUGCGGCUGCUGUGAAGAGUGUCAAAAAAUUAAAGAUACUUGUGGAAAAGAUGAAGUUUAUAAUGAUUGCGGAUCUGCAUGUCCCAAAACUUGUGCCAACUUGGGAAAAGAUCAAGUCUGCACUAAGCAGUGCGUCGAAGGUUGUUUCUGUAAAGAAGGAUUAGUUAGAAAUGACAGCGGUAAAUGUGUUAACCCAAAUCAAUGUCCAAAAAACACUUGCGGGAAAAAUGAAGUUUACAGUGAAUGUGGCUCUACAUGUCCCAAAACUUGCGCUAAUUUAGGAAAAAAUCAAGUCUGCUCUUUUCUAUGCGUCAAGGGUUGUUUCUGUCGAGAUGGAAUGGUUAGAAAUGACAAGGGUGAAUGCAUACAACCAAGUCAAUGUCCAAAACGCUCAUGUAAAAAUACUAAAGAAGAUUCUAGCUCUGAUUCGGAGUCAGACGAAGAAUACUAACAUGUGAAUUAUUAUUGAUACACAAGCUAUUUGUUUUUUUUUACAGAAGAAGCAUACAGAAUAAAAUUUUUAAAUGAAA
Messenger RNA from Parasteatoda tepidariorum (common house spider), 1105 nucleotides. The record is from RefSeq and is a predicted model, not a curated record. NCBI's taxonomy places the organism in Eukaryota, Metazoa, Arthropoda, Arachnida, Araneae, Theridiidae.